AUGACACUGCACAGUUUGGGGAAGAUAUUGCCGCGCUGGGAUUACGAAAUGCUUUACGUGGAAUACCCUUCGCUGCAUGAAGAGCUCGUGGUGAUUGACUAUGUUGUAUGGUACUUGAUGCCACGGGUAGCUGAACUGACAACAGUGUAUGAGACCGCAAAGCCUGUAGUAUUAGCUUGGUAUCUCUCCGAUCAGCUUGCACUCGAGCAAGACGAAAAGCGAAGCAGUAUUAUGCGUUCGAUGUCUGCGGCUGAUUAUACCGGUGUUACGCGAUGUUGUUCCAUAGACACCUUCCGACGCAAUGCGUACCUCUUGCUGCCACGUGACCGCGUAUGUUGCUCACCAGAGUUUGUCCGCGAAUGUGUUUUCUUUUACUCAACACUGCAUUUAUAA
This is a messenger RNA of Peronospora belbahrii, 393 nucleotides long. NCBI's taxonomy places the organism in Eukaryota, Oomycota, Peronosporomycetes, Peronosporales, Peronosporaceae. The record is from the annotation of a GenBank genome assembly.